This is a messenger RNA of Cyphomyrmex costatus, 2342 nucleotides long. RefSeq names its product Vav guanine nucleotide exchange factor (gene Vav). Lineage: Eukaryota; Metazoa; Arthropoda; Insecta; Hymenoptera; Formicidae. Gene Ontology annotation, cellular component: cytoplasm. Gene Ontology annotation, biological process: cell migration; regulation of GTPase activity. The coding region runs from base 1 to 2316 and encodes 771 amino acids. Gene Ontology annotation, molecular function: guanyl-nucleotide exchange factor activity; protein binding. The record is from RefSeq and is a predicted model, not a curated record. The transcript is spliced from 8 exons.
AUGUAUAGGACAGACAGUGUGGAUGCUAAUAAGGCCUGGCAUGAAUCUGCCAGAUGGCUGAUCAGAUGUGGUGCACUACGAGCAGAUCACAAAGCCAAUUGGCCACAGGCGACUGCAUUCGACCUGGCCUAUACAUUACGGGAUGGUGUAUUGCUGUGCAAUCUAUUGAACAUUGUAGAUCCGGGAUGCAUAGAUAUGAAAGACGUGAAUCAAAAGCCACAAUUGGCACAAUUUCUAUGCUUGCGUAAUAUAAAAGUAUUUUUAUCAGCGUGUUCGAAUGUCUUUAGUCUCUCUGAUUCGGAACUCUUUGAACCAUCGAUGCUAUUUGACCUUUCUAACUUCCAUCGCGUUCUCUGCACACUCUCCGCCUUGUCCAAUUGUCCAAGACUGAGGCGAAAGGGUAUACCUGGAUUCUCCGUUGGUCAUGGAAGAUCGCAAGAGGAUAUUUAUAAGGAUUUACAAAGUGCUGGAGCAGGUGCCACAAAUGGAUACGUGGCGUUAAAAACUAGGACUGUGGACGUAGAUGAGUCUCGGGUUUAUGAGGAAUUGCUCUACUUCUCGAGUAAUUCUCAUCGUAACUGGCCUUCUACGGAGAAGAGUAGUGCCAUUUCUGGAGGAGAGAAAAGAGAUUAUGUGAUCCAGGAGCUCGUGGAAACUGAGCGAAAUUAUACAGAGGUUCUCAGUAAUCUACUUAGACAAUUUGUCCGACCAUUGUCGUCGUUACUCCGACCCGAAGAUUCCGCCCGCAUCUUCUUCGGUAUCAAGCAACUCUCAGAGAUCCAUGUGGGUUUCCACAGUCAGCUACGUAAGGCUCGAAACAGCGCCGCGAUCGCCCAAGUUUUCCUCGACUGGCGGGAGAAGUUCCUCAUUUACGGCGACUACUGCGCAAAUCUCACCUUAGCACAAUAUACUCUGCAGGAAGCCUGCGCGCGUAAUGAAGUAAUCAAUCAAGAAGUUAUCAGAUGUGAACAAGAAGCUAACAGUAAUAAAUUUAAGCUGAGCGAUAUACUAUCUGUGCCAAUGCAAAGGGUGCUGAAGUAUCACUUGCUAUUGGAUAAGUUGGUAGAAGAAACUCCUCGCGAGUGGCUAGAGGAUUUCUGUGCAUUGACAAAGGCGAGGGAAGUGAUGGUCGAUGUUGCUCAAUAUAUAAAUGAAGUAAAACGCGAUUCUGACACGCUGGAUAUCAUAAAAGACAUCCAAGCAUCGAUAAUUGACUGGGAUGUCCCUGAAGAUGCACAGCUGAAGGAUUUCGGCCGAUUACUUCGUGACGGCGAGCUCAAGGUGAAAGCUCAUGGCGACCAACGAAUUAAGGCCCGCUAUGCAUUCGUAUUCGAGCAAGUGGUAUUGAUUUGCAAAGCUGGCAGAGGAGACCAAUACUGCUACCGGGAGACUCUACGAUUAGAUGACUAUAGAUUAGAAGAUCACAUAGGACGUCGAACUUUGGGCAGAGAUUCGCGUUGGUCCUAUCAGUGGCUACUUGUACAUAAACAAGCAUACACGGCAUAUACUUUAUAUGCGAGAACAGAGGAGCAAAAGCAGAUGUGGAUAAAGGCAUUACAGGACGCGAUGGAUAACGUUAAUCCUGCAGCCUGUCGGAAUACCAAUCAUAAAUUUAAGUUGACGACAUUUGACACUCCUAAAAGUUGUCAACGUUGUGGAAAAUUCCUUAAAGGCCGUAUAUUCCAGGGCUACAAAUGCGAGACAUGUCGCCUUGCCGUACACAAGCAGUGCAUUGCGCACUCGGGUCGUUGCAUGCCUACGCCGACGUCGCCGACACCUCCACCGCCAUUACCCUGCGAACGUGCGCUCGCUGCGAAGUUAUGGUUUGUCGGGGAAAUGGGUAGAGAUGCAGCUUCCAACAAACUGGAAUCCCGCGAUGAUGGCACUUACAUGUUGCGUGUUCGUCCAACUGGACAACCACGUCUCAAACAUGAAACCAAUUACGCUCUUAGUAUCAAAGCGGAAGGGGCGGUGAAACAUAUCCGAGUAUUCAAACGGGAUGUAGACGGGGCGGAUCUAUACUAUCUCAGUGAGUCCCGAUUUUUCAAGAGCGUCGUUGAAUUGGUCGAGUAUUACGAACGAGCAUCACUCUCGGAAAACUUCGAGAAAUUAGAUCAACGUCUAUUAUGGCCUUAUCGACGUGUCUUGGCCAAAGCAUUGUUCGAUUUCCAUGGCUGCGAACGCAAUCAAUUGAGCUUACGACGUGGUUGUCGAGUCGUGGUACUGAGCAAGGAAGGUGAUGCUAAAGGAUGGUGGAAGGGUAAAAUAGGCGAUCAAAUAGGAUUUUUUCCAAAAGAGUAUGUGGAGGAGGAAUAGGACUAUAUAUAUUAAAGAUAUAUUAA